CGGGUAGAACCACCAAACAGAAGAAGAAGAAGAAGUAAAUUUUGGCGGUUGGCUCAAGCCGCCCGAGGAGUCGACAGAAAGGUAGGAAACCCCUUUGAAACCUAUCAUCGUCGAAUUCUGUUUUUGGGAUUUUACUUAUUGGCUGUUAUUGAGGCAAAACAAGGCUGUUGACCGGACCGUGUGUCUUUACUUUUCUCCGCCUGAAGUAACGAUGGCGAGCCAAACGCAAAAGGACGACGGCGCAAAUCUGUGGUUUUGUCUGCUUGCACUGGGCUUGCAGCCGGAAAAGCGAAUACACCUCUUGCCAAGCGCCUCAAAACACAUCAAAAUGGGACCGAAUAUGUUCGACAAACCCAACAAGGAUGCCUUUCACAUUGUUAUCCAGUUCCUGUUGGAAAAACUCAAUCCAACACGAUUUCAACAGACAUACAAAUUUUGUUGGCCUCCGUUCACAACCAAACAAGAUGCUGAGUUUCGUAAGGCGACCCGUGUUUGGCUGCAAGAAAUAAUGUCCGAAACUGGAUACACCGGCUCCAAAGUUCUCGCGUCGUUGUUACUCUCGCCCGGCGGCCCCAAAUUAACCAGUUUGAUGGUCCAUUUAGUCAUGCAUGUCAUGCAGCAGGAAAUGAAAACAUUCAUUACAGAUGACAGCUGGGUUGCGGAUGCCGUCUUCAAGCCGACGUCCUCGCGCCGCAUGGCGAUGAAGAGACUCCAGGUGGUCAAAAAAACAUUUUGGGAACAGGCGGCACACCAGGAUCUCUUUCUGCUGGAGGUGCAGAAAAAAGCCCAGUGCCUCACGGAUUCAAUGCGAGACCUCCGAGCUGAGAGUAAAAAGUACGACGAGCUACUCCAUCAGCACGCUCGAGAUUCUGUUGAAGAGGAUUCCGGUGAUAAAGCUGACAUGGUUCGCUCUCUGUGGGCGACCGUGGACGGAAUGCUGACGACGACGGCGCCCGACCGAAAGGUGUUGGAAAGCGUGCUGCAAGGAGACGUGGACCAGCACAUGCUCGACGGCUCGGGGCGCCACCUGCAAAUUCCCCGUUGCUUGCUGGAGAGGAUGGAGCAGCCCUCGCAGCAGUUGAGCUUGGGGAAAGCGUAUGAGGCCGGUCAGCCGAACCUCCUCUGGCCCUUGGAGCUGCUGAACCACUCCCUGCGCCUCCUAAAGGAGGAGGCGCACGGCGGCUCGCCACGGCUUAGCUUGCCGCAGUUGCGGCAAAUACAGCAGCAGGUGGCCCGCCAGCUGCAGGAACUGAAGCUCCUCAGACUGAAGAUUUCCAAGGAGGAAAUUCCCAAGAUGAGGUGUGCCAUCCUAGAGCUGGAAGGCGAAUGGGACAGGAAGUGGGCAGACAAACUAAAAAGCAAAUCUUUAGUCUCAUUAUUCAAUGACGAUCCGGUUCUUGGCCUUCUUACAAUGCCAAUGCCUCGCCUGUCAUUCGGAGCAGCACUCGACGCCAGCAACGCCAGUUGUAUCUUCUCCCAGUUUCCUGCGAAGCUUCCCGAGAAGUCUCCAGAGUGUCCUUCUUCAGCGGAGGGUGAAAAUGAAAGCAAUACUUCCACAGAAGACCGCAAAAGCGGGGGUUGCCGGGCAGCAGAGGAGCAUCCGCAUGGGGACGCGGCCGCCUGGCCAUCCGUAGUCAACUCCUCCUUUGACUGGCUUCUUGACAUGUCUGCAUCUUGUCAUCGAGAGACGACACCCGAACCACUGCAGACAAUCGUGAGGCCGACCAGCCGCAGUCAGUCGAAGGUGACAGCGAAGCCAAUAUUAGACCUGGAAUGUGAUAACCUCGCCGACCAGUUUGCAGAUGCUGUAACCACAACCAGUCCAUCAACAGGCAGACUGGCAAGUUUGGAACUGGAGGGAAUCCUCAGCAUCCUUCACGGAGACCCCUUCAACACCAGAAAGCAGCUUCCUCGCACGCCUGAGAGUUUGAUUGUGGACGUGAAAAGCUCCUGGCAGAAGGCGCUCGAGGAAGACGUCGAUGCAAAAAAGUGCGACGACAGCAUGCUCAGGUGCCGCACUCCCGUCCGUGAGCCUUGCGGCGGUGUCGCGCAGCGGCCUGGAAGCCCAGGCGACUGUGCCUCCACUUCAAACCACAGCAGCCAGCAGUCGUUUUGGGGCACAUUCCACACGACGACCCCCAUCGGCCUCCAGCAAGAGACGCUGCCCCACCUGCUGAGCUUUGACAGUCUGCUGAGCCUCGAGGAUGACACCGAGGAAGAAGUACUUAUCCCCUGCCGGAACGAGGACGACACGCAGUCGGCGUUGAACCCCGGCGGGGGGGACAUUGCGCAGUCGUGCCAUGGCAGCUCAUCUGAGUGCCUUCUAUUGAAUUUCGAUGUUGCGGCUGCAAGCGGAGAGUGACAAUUCCCACUGCAUUUUGACACACUGAACAAAACCUAAUUGCCGCCUCUCCACUCGGCACAUUCUCACCGAACGAUGACAAGAACCAAGUGUCACUGUCUUGCACAGUUUAUCCCAAUUGCAUCAACACAACGUUUAAGUCAUCUUAAGGUUUCACAAGUGUCCAGUCCACCAUAUUCUACCACACUGUUUCUGGCAGUGCCUUUCACAUUCACAAUUCAAACAAUGGUUACUGUGCAGUGUUUUGGUUUCUGACAUCUGGCCCGUUUGGUUCAAUGGCUGCCGGCUCAAAAAUCAUUUGCUGCAGUUAAAAUCCAGUGAAAAACAUAUUUGCUUUGUUGAUUAUAUGAUGAUAUAGGAGACGGGCAGGUAGGAAAAGGGUGAUUUAAGCACUAAGUGGAAAUAUUAGUGGCACUAGCCUGUGCUUUUUGACUACAAGUUGGAAAGUUAUGCGAGAAAUGUUUGUAUUAUUUUGUGACUAAUACAUGUUUGUCGGCAAUAAAUAAUAAACAUUUAUUUUGUCUCAAUGGUA
Molecule: messenger RNA, 2894 nt
Organism: Hippocampus zosterae (dwarf seahorse)
Lineage: Eukaryota; Metazoa; Chordata; Actinopteri; Syngnathiformes; Syngnathidae
Gene: haus6
Product: HAUS augmin-like complex, subunit 6
Exons: 16
Coding region: 212-2362 (716 amino acids)
Biological process (GO): spindle assembly
Cellular component (GO): mitotic spindle microtubule; HAUS complex
Molecular function (GO): microtubule binding
Source: RefSeq, a predicted model, not a curated record